GUCACGCAGAAGUAGUUCUUUUCAAGGCGCCUCAGAGUGCCGAAAACACGUGUGUUAUUAAAUAUUGACGCAAAGUUUUAAUUUAUUGCUUUUAAAUAGUUAAUCCACCAAAAUGUCUCUGUACAACUUCAAAAAGAUUGCUGUGGUCCCAACAGCCAAGGACUUCAUCGACAUUAUAUUCUCAAAAACACAACGUAAAACUCCUACAGUAGUACAUAAACAAUACAAAAUAACCAGGAUAAGGAGUUUUUAUAUGAGAAAGGUCAAAUUCUCCCAGCAAAGUUUUCAUGAUCGACUAACACAAAUUCUGACAGAAUUCCCUAAACUAGAUGAUGUUCAUCCAUUUUAUGCCGAUUUGAUGAAUGUUUUGUACGACAAGGACCAUUACAAGCUUGCUCUGGGACAGAUAAAUACAGCCAAGCAUUUAAUAGACAAUGUGGCUAAAGAUUACGUGAGACUAUUGAAAUAUGGCGACUCUCUGUAUCGUUGCAAACAGCUCAAGAGAGCAGCUCUGGGUCGUAUGGCCACAAUUAUGAAAAGACAGGCUUCCAAUUUAACAUAUUUGGAACAAGUUAGACAGCAUUUGGCUCGUUUACCAUCCAUUGAUCCAUACACCAGAACAAUCAUUAUUUGUGGUUUCCCGAAUGUAGGAAAGUCUUCCUUUAUCAACAAGAUCACCAGAGCUGAUGUUGAAGUACAGCCUUAUGCUUUCACUACUAAAUCUUUGUAUGUGGGCCACACAGAUUAUAAAUACCUUCGUUGGCAAGUGAUCGACACACCCGGUAUCCUUGAUCACUCACUGGAAGAACGUAACGUUAUUGAAAUGCAGGCAAUUACAGCUAUGGCUCAUUUAAGAGCUUGCAUAUUGUAUUUUAUGGAUUUAUCUGAACAAUGUGGUCACACAUUGGAUGAACAAGUCAAAUUGUUUGAGUCCAUAAAACCAUUAUUUGCUAAUAAGCCUUUGAUUGUGGUCGCCAACAAGAUUGAUAUACUUAAAUUAGACGAUUUGACUCCAGAAAGAAGAACUGUCUUGAAAGAUAUUGAAGAUGAUUCUAACAUAACUGUCCUUGAAAUGUCCACUGUUACUGAUGUGGGUGUGAUGGAAGUUAAGACAGAAGCUUGUGAGAAGUUGCUAAGCUACAGAGUGGACCAGAAGAUGAGGACCAAAAAGGUUGACGGUGUUCUAAACAGAUUACAUGUAGCAGUGCCUAAACCAAGAGAUGACAAAGUUAGGGCUCCUUGUAUUCCUGAAUCUGUACUCGCUAAGAAAUUGCAGACUGCCGAAAAACGUAAGCGCAAAUUGGAACGUGACAUUGAACUUGAAGAAGGCGACGAUUAUGUUCUUGACCUUAAGAAGGAGUACCACGAUAUACCAGAGGAAGAGCGCUACGACAUCAUUCCGGAGAUAUGGGAGGGUCACAACAUCGCAGAUUAUAUCGAUCCAGAGAUCUUCGAUAAAUUGGAGGAGCUUGAAAAGGAAGAAGAAAUUAGGGAUGAAACCGGCAUGUAUGUUGUACCCAAGAUUGAGCUGGAUGAAACUAUGCAGGAAAUUAAGAAACUGGCAUUGCAAAUUCGCCACAAGAAGGCCAUCAUCAAGGACGAAGCUCGCAUUAAUAAACAGUCCCGUAAGCCGGUUCUUCCACGUACAUCUGGCGCUAAAGUUCGUGAUCGGUCUGUAACGAAACUUAGGGAAGAGAUGGAGAAUUUGGGCGUUGACAUGUCAGAGACUAGUGAUGCUCACUUUACAAAAACUAAACCAAGAAGUAGGUCUGUGGGAGCGCCAGCCAAACGUAUGAAGAUGGAUGUUGAUGUAGUACCUACACGAACUAAGAAUAAGGUCUUGACUAAACCACCUAGGAAUGAGCUGGGAGUGAAGGACGUGAUUAUGAAGAAGAAAUUGGCUAAGCUCGCUCACAGAGCCAUCAGUAAGAAGGUGGCGAAAAUGGGUCUUAAGGGAGAAGCAGAUAGGUUCAUUGGUACUAAAAUGCCUAAACAUCUCUUUGCUGGAAAGAGAGGAGUAGGCAAAACGGAUAGGAGAUAAAUACAUAUAUUCAUAUUGUUAAUUAUUGUUUGAUUGUAUUUAAAAGGAAUUAAAAUAAACCGAAACUUUAACAGA
Aethina tumida (small hive beetle) is the source of this 2116-nucleotide messenger RNA. RefSeq names its product nucleolar GTP-binding protein 1 (gene Non1). The record is from RefSeq and is a predicted model, not a curated record. Bases 113 to 2041 code for a protein of 642 amino acids. Gene Ontology annotation, molecular function: RNA binding; GTP binding; GTPase activity. Gene Ontology annotation, biological process: ribosomal large subunit biogenesis. NCBI's taxonomy places the organism in Eukaryota, Metazoa, Arthropoda, Insecta, Coleoptera, Nitidulidae. The transcript is spliced from 5 exons. Gene Ontology annotation, cellular component: nucleolus.